Molecule: messenger RNA, 1599 nt
Organism: Galeopterus variegatus (Sunda flying lemur)
Lineage: Eukaryota; Metazoa; Chordata; Mammalia; Dermoptera; Cynocephalidae
Gene: PIGG
Product: phosphatidylinositol glycan anchor biosynthesis, class G
Exons: 8
Coding region: 38-1525 (495 amino acids)
Biological process (GO): GPI anchor biosynthetic process
Cellular component (GO): endoplasmic reticulum membrane
Source: RefSeq, a predicted model, not a curated record
GGUCGGGACCCCGCGUCCCGCCCUGUGGGUGCACACGAUGCGGCUGGGCUCCGGGACCUUUGCUGCCGGUUGCGUGACGAUCGAGGUGCUCGGUGUCGCGCUCUUCCUUCGGGGAUUCUUCCCGGCGCCCGUUCGCUCCUCUUCGAGUACGGAGCGCCGAACAGAAGCCGCCGCGCCAGAGCCCUGGGCCGGGGCCGGUUCCAACUGGACCAAACUCCCACCGCCUCUCUUCAGUAAAGUUGUUAUCGUGCUGAUAGACGCUUUGAGAGAUGAUUUUGUGUUUGGGUCAAAGGGUGUGAAAUUUAUGCCCUACACAACUUAUCUCGUGGAAAAAGGAGCAUCUCACAGUUUUGUGGCUGAAGCAAAGCCCCCUACAGUUACGAUGCCUCGAAUCAAGGCUUUAAUGACAGGGAGCCUCCCUGGCUUUAUCGAUGUUGACAGGAACCUCAAUUCUCCUGCACUACUGGAAGACAACGUGAUAAGACAGGCAAAAGCAGCUGGGAAAAGAAUAAUCUUUUAUGGAGAUGAAACAUGGGUUAAAUUAUUCCCAAAGCAUUUUGUGGAAUAUGAUGGAACAACCUCAUUUUUUGUGUCAGAUUACACAGAGGUGGAUAACAAUGUCACACGGCAUUUGGAUAAAGUAUUGAAAAGAGGAGACUGGGACAUGUUAAUCCUCCACUACCUAGGACUGGACCACAUUGGCCACAUUUUCGGGCCCAACAGCCCCCUGAUUGGGCGCAAGCUCAGCGAGAUGGACAGUGUCCUGAUGAAGAUCCAUACCUCACUGCUCUCCAAGGAGAGAGACACUGUUUUGCCCAAUCUGCUGGUUCUUUGUGGUGAUCAUGGCAUGUCUGAAACAGGAAGUCACGGGGCCUCUUCCAUAGGGGAAGUGAACACACCUCUGAUUUUAAUCAGUUCUGCAUUUGAAAGGAAACCUGGUGACCUCCGACAUCCAAAGCACGUCCAACAGACUGAUUUGGCUGCAACACUAGCAGUAGGACUUGGUUUGCCAAUUCCAAAAGACAGUGUAGGGAGUCUUUUAUUCCCAGUUGUAGAAGGAAAACCAAUGAGAGAACAGCUGAGAUUUUUACAGUUAAAUACAGUGCAGCUUAGCAAAUUGUUGCAAGAGAACGUACCAUCAUAUGAAAAAGAUCCUGGAUAUGAGCAGUUUAAAAUGUCAGAACGGUUGCAUGGGAACUGGAUUAAACUGUACUUGCAGGAAAAUCAUUCAGAAGUCCUUUUCAAUCUGGGGACCAAGGUUCUCAGGCAGUACCUGGAUGCUCUGAAGACCCUGAGUCUGUCCCUGAGCACACAAGUGGCCCAGUUCUCACCCUGCUGCUUCUCAGCAUCCCACAGGCACUGUGCAGAAAGGCUGAGCUGGAGGUUCCGCUGUCGUCCCCUGUGUUUUCUCUGCUCUUUUAUCUGGUGUUUCUGGUUUCUUUGGCCAUUCAUGUUAUUGUGUGCACCUCAGCCGAGAGCUCCUGCUAUUUCUGCAGCCUCUCAUGGCUGGCAGCAGGUGGAGUGAUGUUGUUGAUUUCUGCGCUGCUGUGUGCGAUUGUUUCUGCUGCUACCAGGAUGUUCGUCAGUGGAGAUCUCCUG